This is a messenger RNA of Dermacentor andersoni, 7930 nucleotides long. RefSeq lists its product as uncharacterized. The record is from RefSeq and is a predicted model, not a curated record. Lineage: Eukaryota; Metazoa; Arthropoda; Arachnida; Ixodida; Ixodidae.
UGUAGUGACUCUCGCUGGGUAAUCUGUUCGACUGUGCACGCUCCUUGUGCCGGUGCUGGUGGACCUUUACGCACUCGACCGACGGGAGGAGGAGAGAGAGACGACUCACCGCUGCCAUGUGUUCUUGGAUUGUGGCAACGUGGCUGCUGGCUGCGUCGGCGACGCUCUGCGCCGCGCAGCAGCAGUACCUCCAGGGUCCACCACCCCUCAACGGCGGCUACAAGGGAUUCCAGCCGUACGGCUCGGGACUCGGCGGAGGCGGCGCACCAGCACAGGGUGGAGCCGGAUCCGGCGCCAUUCCCCGGGGCUACCAGCUGCCCCAGGGCUACGUGCCGCAGCAGGUGAUCCCGCCCACGCAACCGCGGCAGCCUUUCGUCUCGCAGGGAUUCCAGCCGCAGGGGCCGCCACCUUCCGCGUCGGCUGGUGUUAGCUACGUUCCGAGAGCAGCACCUCAGCCGCAGUAUCAGCCGCAGUACCGGCCGCCAGCGCAGCCGCCGCAAUACCGGCCACCACAACAGCUGCAGCAAUACCAGCCGCCACCACAGCAGCAGCAAUACCGGCCGCCACCACAACAGCAGCAGUACCAGCCGCCCCCACAGCAGCAGCCACAGCCGCCACCACAGGCGCAGGCUCUGCAGCAGUCCCAGCCUCAAUCCACAUCACAGUCGUCCGGCAGCUCCGCUAAAGCCGAGGAAGCGAAGCUGGCUGUGUUCAAUGCCGCUCCCCUGCACUACGUCAGCAUCGGUGCCAAGCUUGAGGGCGACUACAAGUUCGGCUACGACACUGGAAAGGGUUCCGACAAGACCGGCAGCUUCCGCGAGGAGACCAGGCUUCCCGACGGUACGGUGAAGGGCUCCUACGGCUUCAUCGACGCUUCCGGUCGCCAGAGGAUCAUCAAGUACACAGCUGGCAAGGAGGGCUUCAAGGCAGAAGGCGACAUCUACCAGGAAGGGGCGCCAAAGGACACCAUCCCGCAGCACCUCCAACAACAGACCGUGGCGGCCUCUUCGUCUGCACCGGCUCCGUCGGCCCCGGCUCCUGCUCCAGCUCCCGCUCCUGCUCCGGCCCCAGCGCCAUCUAGUGCCAGUCCAGCUGCCAAGUACAAGCCUCCAAGCUACUCCGACGCCCCUCAGAGCCCACCUGCCCAGUACAGGCCUCCGGCCUACCCUCAGUUCCAGCCGACUGCUCCUCCUUUCCAGCCUUCACCCGGCCCUUCCCACGUGCCCGUGCUGCGUCUCACACCAAAUUUGCCCAUAGAGAACCUCGCCUUCCCAGACUUCUUCAAGCAGCACCUAACGGAGCAAAGGUCCGCAGCUGCUACGAGCCAGCCCGCGUCGACUGCAUCUCCAUUCCAAGGAGGAGCCCCCCAGUCCGCGCCACGGCAGCCCCCUACUUUCGGCUACGUACCAUAUGCGCCUCCCACUGUCCAGACAAGGGCAAGCCCCUACGCGCCUCAGUUUAACGCUAAAUAUCCAGCGCCCCAGCAGCCUUCCAGGCCCUUCGCGGGUCUUCAGCUUCCGGCGGCCACCUCUCAGCGACCCAGCUACCCAACGUUCGCCCAACAGCAGGGCUACCCUCUGCCUCUUAUUAGACCCGGCACUUACCCACCUACUGGUGCAGCCAGGCCUGGCGGCACGCCGUUCGCCACCGCUCCGACUUCGGCGGCUCCAGCGAAGCAGUACGUUCCUGCCCAGUACCUACAACAGCAACAGGCACAACCCAAGGUCAGCAUAGCCAACAUUUUCGCCCAGGAAGCCCAGAAAGCCGCCAACAAGCCAAACUUCGCUGACUUCCUCAAGCAAUUCAUUCCACGGCAGCCACCGCAGCAACAGUUUGCUCCACCUGGGGGUGCUCCUGGCACUGGAACCACGAGACCGGGCUUCUCUCAAUACGGACCUCCCGCCACCACAGCUCCAGCCUUCCAGAGGCCACCCGUCUACCUACCACAGCAGGCAGCACAGCUGAAGGCUCCGACCAGCUAUGGUCCUCCGCAAGGCACCGGUGGUCAAGUACCGCUCUACAACUCCUUUAGGCCUCCCGCGCAGCAGGCUCCUGCUUUCAUUCCGAGAACUGGGCAGGCGGCACCUCAGCUACCCACCUACCCACUGCAGGGAGCCGGAGGUUACCCCCAGCAGGCACCGACGGGGUACGCAGGGGCUCCUCAGGGAGCACAGACGGGAUUGGGCGGCACCGCUGCGCAGUCGCUGAAGAAGGACGACGACGACGAGAACGACGACGGUACGUACAAACCGGAACUGUACGACCACGGUCUCUACGAUCCCAAGAAGUACGAAGAACCGUACCUGAAGAAGAAGACUUCUUCCUCGUCAGCCUCUCCAGCCACCGGUGCCGCGGUCCAGCCACAGCAGUUCUACCAGCCCAGCGGCCAGGGGGCACCGGCGCAAGGGCAAGUUGAGGAAAAGGCGCUGCCUUUGUUUGACACAACACUCCUGUCGUACAACAUCGGCUCAGGCUAAGUGGUCGCCGACUGCUCCUAUGACGGGCGUCCCGAAGGGCUCCCGCACCCAUACCGUGCUAUAGCUCUCAUCAUCCUCGGCAUUCAACUCCAUCGCCGUUUGCACUACAGGGACUCCGUCCUGUGCUCACGUUUAUGUCGAGUUCUUCGGCGUGCGUGAAGCGAAGCGCGAUUCUUGCGCGUGUCAAAGACAGCACCUGCCGUUUCAUAUGGCUCGCCAACGUCGUCGCGGCCCCUGGCCAGUCACAGCUCGUACAUCACACAGCAGGGGCGUUCAUGUCACCUUCAGGCUCGAAACGUUUCUAUCGACUGCAACGCUUCCCAGUUUUGUUUGCCAAAGUUGGGCUUCUGUGCAGAUGCAUACCACCAGAGAGCAGACGGCAUUGACGUCAGAAUCGCUUAAACCCAUGAUACUAUCGAAGAAUGUUGACCUUGGAAGUGUAAUGAAAGUGAACAAAGCUAAUUAGCCAAUAAGUGAGUUAAUUUCUUUGUUAUUGUGCCACAGAAUGGCGCAAUACUAACUAUACGAGGUUUCCGCGCAUCUCAAUGUGGGCUCUGCGCUUUCUGACACCAAAAAUGCACCUUUAUUACUCUUUGAACGGAUUCCUGGCAUAUGGGCAUUCUUUGAAAAAAAGAAAGAAAAACGGAAGCAUUGCCUUUUUUCAAGCAGAGUUUGGCAUUCACAAGCUUUAAACAAGUCAUAAACCAUCCAGGCAUUAAAGUAUUUGGUUGAAAAAGACUGAAAAUUGUUGGGUCUACGAUUCCAAAGCUAGCGCUUCUGACGUCAUGAAGGAGGCAGUUGACACGUUUUUCUAGGCAUUACAGGAAUGCACUUCCCUUCUUUACCUCAAUGUUUCGCGUGUUAUAGCUAUCGGAGAGCUCCCUGGAUAGUACUGAAGAGAGUAGGUUUACAAAGAAAUAUAUUUAUUUAAAUCUAUGACAUGCAGAAGAUAACUGACCGACUUGAAAGUUUCGAGACCUAAUUCGCAUGAUUGAUUCGAAGCGAAGCUCGCGUUUUCUACUUGGAAAGAUACUAAUCGCGUACCGUAGUCAUCGGUUUGUUUUUACAGCUCUCGAAGAAAAUUAUCGACAAGUAGCAGUUUCAUCUUCAGGCGAAUAGAUAGCUGCACCACACAGUCUUGUAUAUAGCAUUGUUACUGCGCGUCAAUAUAAUUAUACAUAUUUUUUGUUGAUCAUAUUACGUGUAUUCAUACUGCCGCGCGCACUAACCCUUUUCUUACCAUGACAAGCUCAUCAUGUUGCAUGUCCUUGACAGUCUCUAUAUCAGAGUCUGUGCGCUCAGCUAAACUGCCAAACAGUCCGAGUUUUCGAGCUUACUUGAGCGCAGAGGCCUUCUGACGCUAACAUAUCUUUUUCUCUAGUUCUUAUAGCUGAGAAUAAGUACUUUACCAUCUGAAUACUUCCUUGUCCUAACUCUUAUCCCAAACCUUCCUUUAACAUCCCCACUUUGUCCCUACCUUUCUACUUACCAUUGGCAUGAAAGCUGGUGUUCGGCGAGCUAAGCAAGUGACUGCGUUACUUUUUGCGUCAAAACACCUCAAAUAAAUCACACGCCAAAUGACACGCCGUUCCAAAAAAUUGUAAGACGAUAAGACAUUUUUCGCGAUGACCAUGGAAUGUUCUCAAACAGUGCACAAUGAAGUAUUCACAUAUUUUCUUCUGUGUUUUAUGCACAAUCUUUACGUGGAAUAAAGUCAGAGAGUGAAAGAGGACAAGCUUGGGUCUGUCUUACAUGUGGUCUUAUUUUCUUUUCAGUUACCGACAAUUUUAGGAGAGCAGAACACACAGGACCAGGACACCCUCCAUUUUCACUGACACAACAGCAUCGAGAAAGCGAGAGCAGAGUAGUCCUGGACACAAACGGCUUCCCAAUAAGCGCACAAGAUCGAAAUCUCAAGAUACGGAGGCGCAAAGGUGACAAAGAAACACAUUCCACAGAAAACGCUUCUCUCAGAUCGCCCAGCGGAACCACAGUCACCAUGGAUCAACGUCGUAACCCGGACUCCACGUCAUGUCGCCGACAUUACGCGCCCCAUGUACAUGUCGAUGUCGAAGGCCGUCUGAUGUAACGUUUUGGCUGAAUCCAAAUAACGUCGAUUAGUUGAACCGCAACCAUUAGCCUUUAUGUCAGGGCUUUGCCUUGCUGUGAAUAUUGUGACUAAGUGGCUCGUUCAUAAGGGAAAGCAAUUCGAGAUGAUGUAAUUAUUUUAACCGCAACGACGACCACAAUGAACGCUAACUAGCGCCCAGAACCUUUUUGCUUCCAGAAACUGUAUACUGAUACUGUGGUUCUUGUGGAAUGAAGUGAAGCUGAUAUGAGUGUACUGUUGAAGCAAUGGAAGUUUUAUCUAUUGCAGUAGCGGCUCCGACAUGCGGUAAUCAUGGAGGCAAAGCAGCCCAUCAGAUGACCUUUGAUAUCUACACGAGCGUUAAUUGCUUAAUUUACUUCUCACGAUGGUUCACAUGCGCCCCGUGGCCAACAAAAAGCUGCGAUACGCCAUCCUCGAAAACUUCCAGAAACAAUACAUGUGCGCAGAACGAUGUAGAUAGGAUGUUUACUUCUCAGAAUUCUAGACAUGUUGUGCAUGAAUCGCCUCCCAAUUUAUUGUUAGACGUAGCAAAACAUUAUGCGUUGGUAAGAGCAAGUAAUGAUUUCAUGAGUGUGCCUGUGAUGACUAUAGCUUUGCUUUCAGCCACUCUGCCUCUCAUAAUGCUGGUUAUUGAAAUGUCUCUGUAAGAAUUAAGGCUAUAAAUAGCUGCAAAUCACGCGCCUUACGUCACUGUUACGCUGCUAACGACUGGGCUUCUAACCUGCUGCAAUAUGGCGGCACAUGUCAGAACCGGCGGCCCUGCACGUGCUCUCUACGACCACGGCCUUUGCAGUCAUGCGCAACCUUAUCGUAUCCUGAAUUCUUAUCCAUCGCAGAAGCGCAGAGAAAGAAAGAGUGCAAUAAUUUGAUUAUUUUUCACGCUUCUCGGCUUGAAUCUUCUAUCAAGAAGGCGCUAGGCAGCCAGCGGCGGUGUAUAUGGUAAUAUUGUGGCGACCUCGCAAAGGGGUUUUAAUGAACGAAUGUGGAAUUCGCUAGUAAAGGGCACAGCUACAUUAAACAUGGAGCGAGUUCCUGUUGCGAUGCUGUUAAGAACAAGAGCGUUGCAAAAAGUAACAAAGAAGAAGACGAAAACAUGACGCAAAUUAUUCAAGAACGCUGAGAUUAAGUGCUACGUGCUACCUUCGUCACGAAGCGAGCAGGUAUCAUGUCAUUCUCGGUUCCUUCAGGCUACGAAGGUGCCUUUGUUUUUUAAAUUGCGCCUGUAAUUUAUGCCGGCAUGGCACGUCUGCCCUCCAGGCUAUAUACGAGGCGAAUACAAUCAACCAUUAAUCGCCGGGGACGCAUGACUUUGCAUUUCAUGCGCCGCGCUCGCCUGCCCAGCUUGUUUAGGAAGCGUAAGUAAGUUGCGUCCACCACACUCCUCUGUGUGGCCGCUGUAUGUAGAGAGUUAUGUACGAGGCAUGCGGGGGAGACGCCCUGUAACGCUUUCUCGGUUCGGCGGCCGCCUACCCCCCGGGCGUCUUAAUUGCCAGCCACCGUCAUCGCGCUUCGUAAUAGAUGCCCAAUUUUACGCGGCCUUAAAUCAAAGAAGAAGAAAAAAAAAAACAGGGUCAGCAAUAUCAACGCCGGAUGUUAGAGCGCGAGCCCAUUGAAAUGCAGAGGUGUUACUAUACGUGCCACGGUGCCUCUCGCAACGAGCGACUUUUCCGAUUGUACGAACGGCGGCGCUCCGAUCGUUUCGGCUGAACGUGGGAACACCCUUGAGCCAGGUAUAAUACGCCGGCCGGCGCGACCGCUCUAGAAACGAACGCAAGAAACUAAAGCGAGCUCGGGACCGGGAAAAUAAAUGAAUAAAAAAGAAAAGAAAGAAAAGCCGUUAGGCAUUCACGAGCAUGGCGUGUCGGCCACGCCUUUGUCCAGGCCUGGCCCCGCUACAAUGGAAGGCACCGGUUCCGGAGUCCUUGAAGGGCCGCAUAACUGCGGCGCUUCGAGCGCCAUUCGGUCGGUGUCGGGCGCUUGCGGACACCCUCUGUGAGGCCGUGAAUGAAGAAAAAAGCACCCUAAACAAAAAGUGGAAAAUAGCGGCUGGUCGGCGGACUAUAAUUUUUCGGCAUGCUUUCCUUCGCUCUGUCUUUAUUUUUGCCUUUAUUUUCCGUUCGGCGGUUACCUUGUCAUAGCAGAGAAGUGACCUGCUACGAAGGGAGCAGCCGUAGCGCAAAUACAGAAAAAGAAAUUGCCUACAGCGAGACAUGUUCGGAUCUUCCAGUCACCCCUGCUGUGUGAAGGGGGUAUGAAGUCGUCCUCGCAGGCUCAACGGUUCCUGCUUCAGCACCGAACAAUUUUUCUGCUGUUCCGUGUGCCUCUGCGUGUAUGUAGAAUAUGAGUCUAUCAACAACGCUGUUAUUUAACAUUCGUUUGGUUUUACUUGCUUGUUAAGCGUCGAGAAUUAUAGUAUUAUUUAUGUUGUGUCUGUUCUGCUUGUUGAUAACAGUUUCUUUCGAGAAAUGAAUUUUUUUUCUGCAGCUUACACGACGCUUAUGACCGCUUUAACGAGUCGUGUAGCUAGCCCAGUUAGGUUAAGAGCGUAAAACAAACUACCGGUGUAGCUUAAUACCCUUUGACGUCCAGAUCCUUCUCCCGGCCCACUGUUUCGCGUCAACGCGCAAUUAAUACAAUGCCACGGGAUUAUUCGUCCGAAGCUAAGAUACAGGGCUGUGAGCGCAAAUGUCUGUUUCUGAAGUACCUUGCAUGACAACCAUAGAAAGAAGUGCCUGCUGAUUUUAUCAGAAGAAUAUCAACGUCAGCUCGGUUCACUGAACGCGUAAAGCGAACCUAAAAUUGAUUUCAGCAACCUUUUCUUUUUGUCAGCUCUUGCGCAUCAACGUACUAGAGAUGGCCAUGCCUCAGUUGCCCACGUACGUUGCAUAAUUUGACUCAACGCUUCGAACGACCCUUUGCUAGUAAAACAUUGGUCAGAACUACUUUUUACAACUCGUGUUUAGUUUAGCAAUGUUCACAUGGAAUUGUCUCUUGCUUCAGGCUUGCUUCGCGCGGAAUGCAUUUGAAUUGAGGAAAGUCGGCAUGAAUUUAAUCCAGCUUACUUUUUUCUUUUCUUCAGACUGCAAUUAAUUUUGCGGUACUGCUUGCCAGUGCUAAAUAAGUGAAAACGUAUCUGUUUUGUCACCAUCUACAGCUUUGUCGGCAAACCGAAUCAAAGCACAGCCAUAAGCAAUUUCUUGAGUUGUUUAAUUUCUAUCAUUGUGAUGUGUAGUUGUCUUCCUUUCUUUCAGCCUCGACGCUGAGCAUGUGCGUUAUUCAUAUUCACUCAUUGUGGGGGGCGGAGUGUAUUUAUUUCAUGUAAAUAAAGUCUUUCCUUUCCACA